GUUUUGACACAUAACAAUCGUUCAGCUGGUGCAUGCGUCUCAGUUGACUUUUGAAAGUUGUGUAUUAUAAACUUGGAGUGUAAUUUUAUUGCAAACAAAACAAAGAUAACAGUCAUUUGGCACCGAAAUUAAUGGAAUUUUUUUAAUUUGAUAUGCGAAUGAAUUCGGAAAUAGCAAUUUCCAUAGAAAAAGAAUGCAAUUCAACCAAAAUUGAUUAAGUUUCAGUGUUUUUUGUGUAUAAGUGAGCGUGAUAGAUUACCGCAGCCAACACAUUGGAUAAAUGUUAUUGUCAUCGUCGUCGUCGUCGUUGUUGUCAUUGAAGGAACUUGAAUUUAAUCAUCCACUCUGGCGAAACAAAUAUAUAAAUUUUUGCUCUUUAUUCAACACGUGACGUCUUUGGGAAUAAUCGAAAUGUCGGAAACGCGUUUGCCUGCUGUGUUCCUGGGCCAUGGAAGUCCAAUGAAUGCGCUGGAGGAAAACACUUACACCGAAACCUGGCGUCAGUUGGCUAAAACGUUGCCACGACCGAAAGCGAUUGUACUUAUUUCAGCCCAUUGGUACACGCGACGCACAGCGGCAACUGCAAUGGAAAAACCGCGAACCAUCCAUGAUUUUGGCGGAUUUCCACAGGCUUUGUUCAAUGCUCAAUACCCUGCACCAGGAUCGCCACAGUUAGCGCAACAGGUGGCCGAGCUACUCGCACCUCAUCCGGUCGUAUUAGAUCAAGAAUGGGGCUUGGAUCACGGCGCAUGGUGUGUACUGACCAAAAUGUAUCCGAAUGCAGAUAUUCCUGUUGUACAGUUGAGCAUUGAUGGCACCAAACCACCACUGUAUCACUACGAAUUGGGAAAAAAGUUGAGCACUUUACGCGAUCAGGGCAUACUGGUAUUGGGCAGUGGAAAUGUUGUGCACAAUCUGCGCACAUUGAAAUAUAAGGAAGAUGCUGAACCAUAUCCAUGGGCACAUUCUUUCAAUGAAUAUGUACGUGAGCAUCUGAGUUGGCAGGGACCGGCUGCAAAUCAUCCACUGGUCAAUUUCAUGAACCAUGAAGGAGCCGCACUUUCUUGCCCAUCACCCGAACAUUAUUUACCAAUUUUGUAUGCACUUGGCUGUCGUCAAGGCGAUGAGCCAGUUACCAUUUUAACGGACGGAAAUUUGAUGGGGUCACUUAGUAUGUUAUCAGUACAGAUUGGCACAUUGCCAGCAGCAAAGUAGAUUGUAAAUGGUUUGAAACCCAUCUCUCACUGUAACGACAAUAUCACUUUGUGAUUAUUUAUAGUUAACACUUUUUGUUGCGCAUAUUUAACUGUGCAUGUGUUAAAUGAUGAUUCAAAAUAAAACAGGAAAAUUCUGAUUAAU
This is a messenger RNA of Sitodiplosis mosellana (orange wheat blossom midge), 1359 nucleotides long. RefSeq names its product 4,5-DOPA dioxygenase extradiol-like. The record is from RefSeq and is a predicted model, not a curated record. The coding region runs from base 412 to 1215 and encodes 267 amino acids. Gene Ontology annotation, molecular function: zinc ion binding; ferrous iron binding; oxidoreductase activity, acting on single donors with incorporation of molecular oxygen. The transcript has 2 exons. NCBI's taxonomy places the organism in Eukaryota, Metazoa, Arthropoda, Insecta, Diptera, Cecidomyiidae.